Cephus cinctus (wheat stem sawfly) is the source of this 859-nucleotide messenger RNA. RefSeq lists its product as uncharacterized. The record is from RefSeq and is a predicted model, not a curated record. The transcript has 2 exons. Lineage: Eukaryota; Metazoa; Arthropoda; Insecta; Hymenoptera; Cephidae. The coding region runs from base 232 to 540 and encodes 102 amino acids.
GUGGGAAGCAGCUUUUGCGCGCGAGUUUUGUAUUGCAUUUGUUUUACAAUUCAAAGAGGGUUUUCGCGACUCUUUUAGGUAUUCAGACUGCAGUGUCGACUAUACCGAGCGAGUUGCAGUGCUGGCACAACGGUUAGAGGUUAGGGGGCGCUUUUUGCAAGGGAUGGAGGAAUAGCACGCGAUGAAAUAAGAAGCUGAGGAUCCAAACGGCAAAAGACUGGCACAGCCAGGAUGCCAGAUCUUUCGGGUUUUCACGCAUUUACAAACUGGCAGCACUGGAGGCACGAAUGCAAUUAUACAAAAUUCGUGAGAAAGCCCGAUGAAAACGUGGCGUCGUCGCCGAAGCGUGCUGCACGAAAAUUGUUGCUGGACGCCAAGAAACAUGAAGCUCUCGGGACGCCGUCGACGCUCGGCGUCUGCUCGCACUGUUUAAGCGACUUAAUUGAAUUUGCAUUUUUCACGGCAAUUCCCACGAGACCCCAGGGUAAUUCGCAAGCUGCCUCGGUCCAUGCAAAGACUUCAAGAUGGUCGUCCAAUUAAUUACUACGGACAAAUCACCGACUUGCAGACAAGUGCGACUAAUUCGAUUGGUCAGACGAUUCAUCCUUACCAAUCGACUGCAUUUCCAAACCAUGAACGACCUUUUACCUUGGAACAGACAAGGCCUGAUAGUACCCCAAUUUGACUCUUCUCGAACCCCCUUCACCCACCCUAUCUCAAUUAUGCCAUUAGACAGCUGCUAUGAUACUGAGGGUAUGGUACAAGUUUUCCCGCACGUGGCGAUACCGUCCCUCAUAUCCGCCUAUCGUUGUUACCUUGACAAUUUAAUCACUAAACUGAUGAUGCCUGAAGGACUCGA